Molecule: messenger RNA, 1181 nt
Organism: Nothoprocta perdicaria
Lineage: Eukaryota; Metazoa; Chordata; Aves; Tinamiformes; Tinamidae
Gene: PRRG4
Product: proline rich and Gla domain 4
Exons: 5
Coding region: 18-710 (230 amino acids)
Cellular component (GO): extracellular region
Molecular function (GO): calcium ion binding
Source: RefSeq, a predicted model, not a curated record
CUGACAGAUACCACACCAUGUUUGUGGGCUGGGUGCUGCUGUSUCAGCUCCAUGUGAUGGUGUUUGCAUUUCCUCAUUGCACCGAGAGAUUAAAUAACCUGAAGCGUGACUUGAAAGAAGUGUUCAUAUCAGAAAAGGAUGCCAAUUUAUUCAUUGGAAGACAUCUUCUGAAUAACAGAUUUGAUUUUGAAGCAUUCACACCAGAUAACUUGGAAAGGGAAUGCUUUGAAGAGCUGUGCAAUUAUGAAGAAGCAAGAGAAGUUUUUGAAGACUCCGAAAAAACGAUGGAGUUUUGGAAAGACUAUUCAACUAAAGGCCCUAAAAUAAAAACAGAUGAUGAUACACUACAAAGGAUUAAUGUUACAGGACUUCUCAUUGGUCUAGUUACUGCAGGAGUAAUGCUGGUCAUUAUUGGAUUGCUUAUUUUCUACUGCUGCAAAAGUAGAUGCAAAUCAAGGCAACCACCAGGGUACUCGGAGCAUGUAAGGAACAGGAGACAUUCAAACAGGAGUCAUUCAUCUAGCAUCUUCAGAAGACAUGAAGAGUUUUCUUUAAAUCCACUUCCUCACAGAACUGAUGAUUCGGGACUACCAACUUAUGAGCAAGCAAUUUCUGCAGGUGGACAACCAGACGUGCCACCACCUCCUUACCCAGGACGUCCAAGAGGGGCAAAAGUGUUUAGAAAGUCUAUGUCGCUUCCAAUGCCAUAGUCACAAACCUCCUUCUGGAGUAGUGGGGAAUUUCUGAACUACUGAACACUUUUUUAAAGUGCCUUACCUUGCAUAUUGCAAGACAGGUUACAAAAAUGUGGAAGUUCUACAGACUGCAGCACAGCUAAGAUGAAGCAAAAAUUCCAUUUGGGAAAAGAGACCAUCUUUUGCAAAGGUUACUGUGCUAAGAAGAAAAGGUGCAAAAAACAGGUGCAAACAUCACUUGUACUGCCACCUUAUUCCACAUGCACUUUGAGCCAUCCCAUCAUACAACUGAUGUUCUACUAACAGUUCCAUUUUUGUUUCUUUAGAAGGAACACUAUCUUAAUUGUUUUUAUCAACACUAACCAUUUCUUUAUGGCUGGUAAUACUGUAAAGCACCAGAACUACUUGGUUGUUUAUUUCCUUCACUAAUAUGUGGAUUUUGUUUGCAUUCUAGUAAUAUAUUUGAAUAGGAAAAUGAUUUCUUGG